Bemisia tabaci is the source of this 1819-nucleotide messenger RNA. The record is from RefSeq and is a predicted model, not a curated record. NCBI's taxonomy places the organism in Eukaryota, Metazoa, Arthropoda, Insecta, Hemiptera, Aleyrodidae.
UCAUCUUUUUCCCGCAGUUCGUUUUUGUCCGGUCCGCGGAGCGCUUUGUGCAGCGACGUGCGUUCUCUGAAGAAUCAAUUAUUGUGUACACAAAUUCAUUAUUUGCUUUAUUUUAAGUACAAUUUCGCCGCUUACUUUCGCUGCACACGUUGUUUUUAUUAUUUUAUAGCGUAGCAAGUGAUUUCGGCCGCUCUAAGUCGUUCCAUUCGUGUCUUUUUAUUGAGAAUCGAUUCGGGUGUUUUGGUUAUGUGACUGUGUUUCGUUAGAAGCCUUGUUUUGUAAACACGGACUCGUUCGUUGAAGCCGUCUAGUAAUUUCCAUUAAUAAAUCUCUUCUGUAUCAUUUAAUCAGUGUGAAUCAGUGAAGUUAACUCCAUAGAAAUCUGCAUUCAAUCUCUGUCUAUCAUGAGCUGCUCGCUCUAACCCUGUGGAUUCAGCGACUAACCUAUCCGUAAAAUGUAACAAUCAUGUUCACUCGCAAGUCAAAAGGGACGCAGUAAUGGAUUGGGCAAUUUGGCCCCUCCUGCUCCUUAGUAUUCUAGCAUUUGAGAUCUGCAAGGGCUGCGAACUGGAGCUGCAGACCUGCACGAAUGCCUACGAGGCGACGAUGCUGGAGAAGAACGUCGGGGGCCCGGAGUCGAGCCAGGCCUACUGCGAAGUCCUGCGGAGCUACAUCCAGUGCACCCGGAAGCUGAGCAAGGCCUGCUACACCGACAUCACCUGGCGCUCCUACAAACCGAUCCAGGACCGACUCCACAAGACCCACUGCUCGGGGAAGAGCAACGGCACGCACCCCCGCCCCAAGGGACCCGGCCGGACGACGACCCCCGAACCCGCGGCCACGCGGCCUCCCAUCCCGUGCACCUACCACGGCAAGUCCCGCUUCCACUACUGCGGCCUCUUCGGCGACCCUCACCUGCGGACCUUCCACGACGAGUACCAGACGUGUCAGAUCGGGGGAGCCUGGCCGCUUAUAGACAACCCCUAUUUCGCUGUUCAAGUCACCAAUGAGAGGUUGCAGCCGCGCGUCCCGGCUACCGCGCCUACUAAGAUCACCAUCAUAAUCCGCGGCAGCAGCAGCCCCUGCACGACGGAGAAGACCUACGAGGCCCAGUCGGAGAGCGCCGGCCUCCCCGCGACCUUCACCGACGACACCUCCAGCUCCGGCCCCGACGGCAGCGUCGUGCUCACCGCCUCCGAGGUGCGCCCCGACCACCAGCGCGUCGAGAUCUACCUCCGCUACAUCGAGACGACCCUCGUCGUCCGCAAGGUCGGCCGCUACCUCGCCUUCUCCGCCAAGGUCCCCCGCGAGAUCACCCGGAUCUCCGAGUCGAACGAGCUCUGCUCCCGCGGCUGCCCCGCCGGCGAGCGGCUCAACAUCGUCACCGACCGCGGGCACCUCGUCAGCCGCGAGGAGGCCCUCGAGCGCUGCCGGGCCGCCUCCAACGAGCUCCAGACCCGGCUCACGGACAGCUACCUCGACUGGUGCGUCUUCGACGUCAUGACGGCCGGCGAGGCCGCUGGUGAUUUCGUCAUCGCCGCGCACUCCGCCCAGGAGGACGUGCUAAGGUUCGACCCGGCGUCCCUCCGGAAUAGGACCUCCCUCUUGGAGAACGAUAUCUCUUUCUCGAGUGCGUCGCCGCUGUGGAGGAUACACCUCGCCGCUGGAGCCUUGGUUCUUGCUGUCCUCUGCCUCGUGUAGAGGGGGGUAGGGCCCCGCUUGUCUGUGAUCGUUGUAGUCUAGGUCUGCCGUGCUAAGGAAGAACGCCGUGUAUUGCCUCUUCGAAACCGUCGGCGGAUCCAGCAAAUUGGCAGCAUUG